Molecule: messenger RNA, 1160 nt
Organism: Klebsormidium nitens
Lineage: Eukaryota; Viridiplantae; Streptophyta; Klebsormidiophyceae; Klebsormidiales; Klebsormidiaceae
Source: the annotation of a GenBank genome assembly
AUGGCUCCAGCAAGCUGCCUCGGUGUCAAACACCGGCAGGUCUGUACACCUGCUGGGUCGCCGCGAAGUAGCAGACUGCGUUCACAUGAGGAUUCUACUACGUCUAGUGAGGGUGAGGACGAAAGUGAGGACACCAAUGACAGUGAAUAUGAGGAGAAAAGCGAAGACACAGAUGAGGAGGUGACGACAGAUGCGGCAGGACAUGGUGGUGAAAAGAAGGAUAAGAAAGACAAAGAGGACAAGGGUGAAAGUGGAAGGUGUCCGGAUGCAAGGUUGAAGUUCGUGCGCCACCUAAGCACAGCACCAGUGACCAUCACUUUCACCAUUCGCGUGGAGAGAACCUUCUUGGAACGAGAUUGGAAUGUUUAUAGGCGCUUCAAAGCACCAGAACCGAAGUCUGCACUGCUGAGGGAUGCAGAGAAUGAUGGAGACGUGUACCUUCUGACCAAGGAUGGUACGAAGGUGGCAGCACAGUCAGCGGUUUUGAUGAAGGUGCCCUACUUUUCGGCUCUACUGGAGCCCCACUGGAAGAGGAAGCCGCAAACGCCAGGUCAACAGCUGGAGUUAGACCUGCCGUGUCCUGUUGAAAAGACCGCCCUCCAGAUCUUUCUCAACUACGUGUAUGGAGACACCGGGCCCCUUUUCCGCAUUCUGCCGCUCCACGCACAAGUCUUACAGGACAUCCUCAGGCUCGCAGAUGCGUGUGACGUUCCAGCAUUAUGCAGCGAGAUAGACGGCUUUGUUGAGGUGACCAAAGAGAACGCACAACUCUGGCUUCAGUGGCUUCGGGAGAUGCGGGGUAGCAACAUUGAGUUGAGCUCCAUCCGAAAACAAAUGGUCGGACACUUGAAGCAGGUCUUCAGCGAGGCUGUCAUGUGGGAGGACUUGGACGAUGAUCAACUAGCUGCACUUGUUGCGUUUGGACACGACCUCAGAAAUCGAGAGUCUUGACUCAAGCCAUACUGGCCUGUCUUAUGGGGACAACCUAAUCAGCGAGAACAUUAUCAUAGCCUUAGGGCCAGAGAUUGACCUUGCAAACAGUAUACACAACUGCGUCGCUUAUCGGGCUAUUGUGCAGUCUGGAAAGGAUCGACCGUCCUUUCCAGACUGCCUUUCCGGACCACCUUGAAGAAAUCCAGCUCGAUCCGCUUAUCCACGGU